This is a messenger RNA of Nematocida parisii ERTm1, 651 nucleotides long. RefSeq lists its product as uncharacterized. Bases 1 to 630 code for a protein of 209 amino acids. The record is from RefSeq and is a predicted model, not a curated record. The transcript has a single exon. Lineage: Eukaryota; Fungi; Microsporidia.
AUGGAAAUAGCAUUUCACAGCAAUAAAUGUGCACUGAAGGAUUCUCUCAGACUAAUAAAAAUAGGAAAGAAUCCAUGCUGGAAGAAAAGAUACCAACUGUUUAAGUACUCUGAAGGACUGAUUAACACAAAUGAGAAUAUAAUAGCACUGCAUUCAGAAAUAUCAGAAUAUUCACUGCAAGAAUUCAUUGAAUUACAGAAUCAGUACAUUGCACUAGCAAAUACAUUUAUAAGCAGACAGGGGGAGUGCACGGUCUGUCUAAAGAACUGCCUUGAAGGGGUUGCAGAUGAAACACCAAAUAACAAAUUAUCAGAGGAUGAAAUUACAGCGUAUACCAAUUCACCAGAAUUAUUUAGAGAGAAGCAGAUAGCACAGGCAGCAGAUAAAAUGAAAAGGCUAAACACUAAAACAGAAUUUAUGGAGUCAAUUAUAAAUAUGCACAAAGAAGAGUUAGACAGAAUAUCAUACACUAACACUUCUGCCAUAGAAUAUACACACUCACACCUUGCAGAGAUGGAAGAAGCAUUAGCUAGAAGAAAUAGGGCUAUUUUAUUAAAAAGAUGGCUGGGCGGGAUUACAGUGUUUUUCUGCUUUUUAUCUCUUCUACUUCUUAGACCGUUUGUUGUGUAGGGAAUGGUUAAAUAUAAAAGA